Molecule: messenger RNA, 561 nt
Organism: Oppiella nova
Lineage: Eukaryota; Metazoa; Arthropoda; Arachnida; Sarcoptiformes; Oppiidae
Source: the annotation of a GenBank genome assembly
GAAAUAUUUAAAAAUGUAGCAAUUAUUACAAACAAAGUAUUUAUGAGUACGGUCGUAUCAUUUGUUUCGCGUCUCUUGCCCUACCAUAUCGGUCGACCAGAUUUGCCUAUUUAUUUGACACCACUAUGUUAUGCACCAGACUUUCAACACACAAAUCAGGCCUAUGUUAUAUUUCAACGCAUAUUUGAGACAUCGAUUUCCCAACACUGGGAUAAUUCAUUAGCCGACUAUUACUAUCAGGUCCUAGAUGAUAUAGGUGAUUUGUUGACACUGAUGAAAAGAUUGCAAGAGAGAUAUGAGGAGGGUAAAUCGCAAAUUCAACACAAAGUUCACAAUCACUUCGCUAAUAACAGCAAAUUGGGGGACGGGAUCGCGAGGGUGGAAAAGUUCCUUGCUGCCAAAUAUGUGAACAUAUAUUCAAGUUCCGAUGAAUAUGUGUCCGGACAAUAUCAGCCCAAGCAGUGGACUCACACCCUCCUGAGUUUACUAGUGAGCAUAGUAGCUUUCGAUAUAUUUGUCGGCAUAUUCAUCAUCCAAAUGGGCGCGUAUAUAGUGUCCAUG